AUGAAGGAACCGCCCUUCAAAUUGCAGCACGUAAUAAUUCUUCUUUUGCAUGGUGCAAAUGUCAAUGAAAAGGAAUUUUAUGGUUAUACAGCUCUUCAUUAUGCAGCAAUAAAUAAUUGUACAGAAAUAGCUGAACUUCUUAUUUCAUAUGGUGCAAAUGUCAAUGAAAAAAUUAACAAAGGAGAAACCGCUCUUGAUUUAGCAAUAGAUAAUAAUAGCAAAGAAACAGCUGAACUUCUAAUUUCAUAUGGUGCAAAAAAUAAUGAUCCUAUAUAUGAUGGAUCUUUAUGA
This is a messenger RNA of Trichomonas vaginalis G3, 291 nucleotides long. Its product is annotated as cyclin-dependent kinase inhibitor 2C-related family. Gene Ontology annotation, cellular component: cytoplasm; nucleus. The coding region runs from base 1 to 291 and encodes 96 amino acids. NCBI's taxonomy places the organism in Eukaryota, Parabasalia, Trichomonadida, Trichomonadidae. The record is from RefSeq and is a predicted model, not a curated record. Gene Ontology annotation, molecular function: protein binding. The transcript has a single exon.